Molecule: messenger RNA, 1959 nt
Organism: Pseudocercospora fijiensis CIRAD86
Lineage: Eukaryota; Fungi; Ascomycota; Dothideomycetes; Mycosphaerellales; Mycosphaerellaceae
Exons: 2
Coding region: 61-1770 (569 amino acids)
Biological process (GO): carotene catabolic process
Molecular function (GO): carotenoid dioxygenase activity
Source: RefSeq, a predicted model, not a curated record
CCGGAACCUAUCAGCAACAUCUAUUUGUCAGAUUUCCAGAUUGAUCUCUGCAACACAAACAUGGCGACCACCAUCACCCUUUUCCACGAGAAAAUGAAGGACAAAUGGGGGAAGAUCAACGAUGUAGACUCAAACGAGGUUUCUCAAAACGGUGCAGUGGAUGCCGAGAAAACUGCCAACGGCACGCCCCAAACAAGCAAUGGCGACGUUAAACACGAACUGAAGAGCAAAUGGCCAGUGGCCCUUGAUCUUUUCGGAUCCAACCUCCCCUGCCGCCUUGAAGGUGAAGUCGCUGAUCUUGUCGUACUUGGCACCAUACCGAAGGAGAUCGAUGGCACUUUCUAUCGAGUCAUGGUCGACCCGUUCGUUCCACCAGUAGAGGGCAACGUGCCAAUCGACGGCGACGGCAACAUAUCAGCCUUCCGCUUCCAUAACGGCAGAGUCGACAUGAAGACAAGAUAUGUCGAGACAGAACGCUACAAACUCGAACGUCGAGCCGGAAAGGCUCUCUUCGGGCUCUACCGCAACCCAUUUACCCACCACCCCUGCGUCCGAGCCGCAGUCGACAGCACAGCAAAUACAAACCUCAUGCUCUGGGCCGGAAAACUUUUGGCCAUGAAGGAAAGUGCCCUGCCUUACGCCGUGGACCCGGAAACUUUAGAAACUCUAUCCUACGACCCUUUCGGCGCUCCCGGAAUGGCCAUGACUGCACACCCAAAAUACGAUCCUUUCACUGACUCCCUCGUCUGUCAUGGCUACGAAGCCAAAGGCCUUGCUACGGACGAUAUCGUCUCCUACACCAUCGACCGUAAAGGCAACAUCAAGAAUGAAUUCUGGUGCAAAUCGCCUUUCGAAGCAAAUCGUCCAGGUCUUAUCCACGACUGCGUAAUCACAAAAUCCUGGCUCUUGCUCUUCGUUUGGCCAUUCGAUGCUUCCAUUGAGCGCAUGAAGAAGGGGGGUCAUCAUUGGGCCUACAACUAUGAGCGCGGAAACACGAUCAUUGUCAUUCCUCGAGAUGCUGAGAACCCUCCCUGCGGAUGGGCAAAGGGUGAAACUCGACAUUACACUUGGGAUAACUGCAUGGCGACCCAUACAUCUGCUGGUUGGGAAGAUGAAUCCGAUCCCAGCAAGAUUACCGCGGAGAGUAUUAGGAUCGGCGAUAAUGCUUUCCCAUUCUUCCCGGCUGAGAGUGGCAGGGAACCCUCCAAAGAUACGAAGGUGGAUUUUGUACGCUGGGAGAUCGAUGUGACGAAACCUGAUGGAACCCGACUUCCCGAUCCGAGGGUCAUUCUCGACUGUCCCAUGGAAUUCCCUAGAAUUGAUGAACGAUUGAUGGGACGACAGUACAACGUCGUGUGGGGAUGUGUCUUUAUCAAGGAGAAUUCGACUGGCGGUCUGAACAAGUUUUCUGGGUUGAACGGCAUUGCGCAAAUCGACCAUAGGACUGGAAAGACGAGAUGGUACUAUGCAGGUGAUGACAGUUUGGUUCAAGAACCGGUUUUCGUUCCGAGGAAUGAGAAGGCGGCGGAAGGGGAUGGGUGGGUCAUUGCGUUGGUGGAGAGGACUAAGAUCGGGAGGUGUGAUGUUGUGAUUCUUGAUACGAAGGAUUUUGAGAGGGAGGUUGCCAUUGUGCAGUUGCCGUUCCAUAUGAAGGCUCAGAUUCAUGGCAAUUGGGUCAGCGCUGAGGAUCUUGGUGGUUACAAGCCGCUUGUCAGGGAGAUUCCUGAGUUUGAGAUUUCGAAGCGUGGGGCUUUGGAGCCUUAUGUGUGAGGUGAGGAACAGUCGAUUGUGCUGAUAUCUGGGGAAUAGCAUGUCCGCUGGGAUCUCUUGUCAUCAUUAGUCUCGCAAAUCAAUUCUCAUCGCUUUCGAUCGUCGUACACAUCGCCUGCUUCUAAUUCGGCAGCUUCUCUCCUGUCACCUGGCACUUCGUUUCGCAUUGGGCUUUGAACCAUCAAGUAU